Messenger RNA from Cricetulus griseus (Chinese hamster), 829 nucleotides. The record is from RefSeq and is a predicted model, not a curated record. NCBI's taxonomy places the organism in Eukaryota, Metazoa, Chordata, Mammalia, Rodentia, Cricetidae.
AUGGUUCAGGAACCCAUGGGGAACUGUGCCAAGAGGCCCUGGAGCGGGGGGCCUAAGGAACGCUGGCAGUGGCCUAGAGCCCCCCUAGGGAGCUCCAGCCCUAGCCCUGGCCCCAGAGCUGAGGAGCAGGAGGGCACACAGGGCUACUCGGUGCUCAGCAGCCUGGUGGGGCCAGCCUGCAUCUUCCUUCGACCCAGCAUCGCUGCCACCCAGCUCGACCGGGAGCUGAGACCAGAGGAGAUCGAAGAGCUGCAGGCUGCCUUCCAGGAGUUUGACCGAGACCGGGAUGGCUACAUCGGGUACCGGGAGCUGGGUGCCUGCAUGCGGACGCUGGGCUACAUGCCCACCGAGAUGGAGCUCAUUGAGAUAUCACAACAAAUCAGUGGUGGGAAGGUGGAUUUUGAAGAUUUUGUGGAGCUGAUGGGCCCCAAGCUGCUGGCAGAGACUGCAGACAUGAUUGGCGUGAGGGAGCUUCGAGAUGCCUUCCGGGAGUUUGAUACCAACGGAGACGGUUGUAUUAGCGUUGGGGAGCUCCGGGCAGCCCUCAAGGCUCUGCUGGGGGAACGCCUCAGCCAGAGGGAGGUAGAUGAGAUACUCCAGGACAUCGAUCUCAAUGGAGAUGGCUUGGUUGACUUUGAAGAAUUUGUUCGGAUGAUGUCUCGAUGAGCCUGUAUAGGAGCUGGAGUGGACCAGACCGGAGGAUUACAACCUCUGAACCGCAGAGGAUCUCAUGUGUUCCUUGAAACUCAUCAUUAUGUACAGGACUGUGUGCCUCCUCCUCAUCCCUGCCCGGGCACACUGCCCUAUCCUGUCAUCACCCCUUACCUCU